AUGUCAUUUUCUGAGAGUGGAAGUUUGAAAGAUCAUUUUGGAAAUUUGAAAAUUCAUUUGAAGACACAUGCAAAAGAAAAGCCAUAUUCUUGUGAAAUUUGUAAAAAGGCAUUUUCUCAAAGUGGACAUUUCAAAAUCCCUUUGAGGACACAUACGAAAGAAAAACCAUAUUCUUGUGAAAUUUGUAAAAAGUCUUUUUCUGAGAGUGGAAAUUUGAAAGUUCAUUUGAGGACACAUACAAAAGAAAAACCAUAUUCUUGUGAACUUUGUCAAAAGGCAUUUUCUCAGCGUGGACAUUUCAAAAUCCAUUUGAGGACACAUACAAAAGAAAAGCCAUAUUCUUGUGAAAUUUGUAAAAAGGCAUUUUCUCAAAGUGGACAUUUCAAAAUCCAUUUGAGGACACAUACAAAAGAAAAACCAUAUUCUUGUGAAAUUUGUAAAAAGUAUUUUUCUAAGAGUGGACAUUUCAAAGUUCAUAUGAGGACACAUACGAAAGAAAAACCAUAUUCUUGUGAAAUUUGUAAAAAG
Uloborus diversus is the source of this 528-nucleotide messenger RNA. Its product is annotated as zinc finger protein 239-like. Gene Ontology annotation, molecular function: DNA-binding transcription factor activity, RNA polymerase II-specific; RNA polymerase II cis-regulatory region sequence-specific DNA binding. Lineage: Eukaryota; Metazoa; Arthropoda; Arachnida; Araneae; Uloboridae. The annotation marks the transcript as partial. The transcript has 2 exons. The record is from RefSeq and is a predicted model, not a curated record. Gene Ontology annotation, biological process: regulation of transcription by RNA polymerase II.